Molecule: messenger RNA, 1617 nt
Organism: Rhodotorula graminis WP1
Lineage: Eukaryota; Fungi; Basidiomycota; Microbotryomycetes; Sporidiobolales; Sporidiobolaceae
Exons: 6
Source: RefSeq, a predicted model, not a curated record
CUCGUCAUCAUCGGCGCCGGCCCUCACGCCCUCGCGCUCGCCGCACGCCUCUCCGAGCCGCACCCGGCCGCGCUCUACUCGGACCUCGAGCACGCACGCCUCGCGUGGCUGCAGCGCGAGGAGCGCGGACGGGAGCGCCGCAACCAGGCGGUGCGGCGGCAGAGCGUCAAGGGGCACUGGGCGGCGAGGAAGCUCGUCGAGCCUGCGACGGCGACGCUCGCCGGCGCACGCCCCGGCCCCGAACGCGCUCCUUCUUCGCCCGGUGGCACCUCGUCGGCGCGUCCGGCGAUCCAGGUCCUCGACAGCUCGUCGUCCGCGUGGCUCGGCCGGUGGGACAGCUUCUUCUCGGGCCUGUCGAUCGAGCACCUGCGCUCGCCCAUGCUGUUCCACCCGGCGCCGGCCGACGUCAACGCGCUCGUCGCGUACGCGCAGCGCGAAGGGCGCGAGAACGAGCUCCUGCCGAUCAAGGGCGUCGUCGGCGCCGAGCUGAGCAAGCACCAGCGCAAGAAGCGCCCGCAGCGCGUCGGACGAGCGCCCAUGAUCAACGAGCGCGAGCGCGAGGACUACCACCGCCCGUCGUCGGCCCUGUUCCGCUCCUUCAUCGAUUCGGACCUCGUCGACCGCUACUCGCUCGCGCCGCCCUCACCCUCGCCGCCGCUCGUCGCCCAUACGACCGUCACGUCCGUCUCGUACGAGGUCGUGCACGUGCCAGGCCGAGAGCCCGAGCGAGGGUUCGUCGUCCGGUCGACGAGGCCCGACGGCGUCGACGAGGUGCGCGGCGCGAGGGCCGUCGUGCUCGCCAUCGGACCGAGCUGCACCCCGAGCGUGCCGCGCGUCAUCAGCGAGGCGGCCGGCGGGUGGUGCCACUCGACGGCGUUCGCGAUGCCUGGGUGUGGGCCGAUGGAUGGCCUGCUCGGCGAGCGAGUCCGGCAGGGCAAGCCGGCGCGCGUCGUCGUGCUUGGAGGAGGCCUCACGUCGGCGCAGAUCGUCGACUCGCUCAUCAAGGCCGGCGUGCAGCACGUCACUCUCCUGAGCCGCUCGCAUAUCAAGGUGUCGGCCUUUGACUUUCCGCUCUCCUGGGUCAGCAAGUACGCCAAUCUCGACAAGAUGGCGUUCUUUGGCGAGAGCUGCCCGCACGCGCGUCACGCCAUGAUCCGCCAGGCGCGCAACGGCGGGUCGGUCAACGCCCACUUCUACAGCAUCCUCAAGCGGCACGUCAAGAGCGGCCGACUCGACCUGCGCACCCUCACCGAGGUCGAGGACGCGCACCUCGACGCCGCCGCCGUCAAGUGGACGCUGCGAGUGCGCACGCGCCUCGUCGACAAGGCGCACCUCGCCGUGCCCGGCGCGCCGACCUCGAUGCCCGACACGCUCGCCGACGUCGACCACGUCGUGUGCGCGACGGGGAGCGCGCUCGACCUCGCCGGCGUCGAGUGCGUGCGACCGCUGCUCGAGUGUCACCCGGUCGAGCUCGUGCGGGGCCUGCCGAGGUUGACAAGCGACCUGCAGUGGCGCGAGGACGUGCCGUUCUUCGUCGCUGGGGCGUACGCCAUGCUCGAGCUCGGCCCCGACGCCCUCAACCUGUCCGGCACCCGCCCCGGCGCCGAGCGCAUCGCG